AUGGUCGCCGUCGCCAACCAGGCGGCCAACGCCGCAGAAGCCGGCAUCGCGGGCUUCGCUCGCCACAAGGUCGACGCCGCCCGCCAGCGCGGCCUGGCCGCCACCCAGGUCCACGUAGAGCCAUACAUGCUGCAGCGGCUGCAGCUGGUGACCUGGGUGUCGCAGCACCCGUCCGCCGCCGCCGCGUUCAUCGCCGCCGGCGCGGGCGACGCCUACAGCCUGCUGUUCCGCCUCGCCUUCAGGGCGGCGUCGCAGAUCGUCGACCCUUGGGUCAAGGCCCUGAGGGAGCAGGCGGACCGCGGCGCGAGCCGGGGCUCAAAGCCGGCCGUGCUGGUGCGCGCCCUCACGCUGCAGGCCAGCGAAAUCGCGUCCCUGGAGAUCAUCUGCGCCGCCCUGGUCCUGGCCUAUGCACAGGUGUAUGACGCAUUUGAAGCGGCCGCGCGUGUCAUCUUCGACAGCGCUACAUCAGCUGGCCAGAGCUACCUGGCAGAGAGCUACGGAGGGGAGCUGGCGGCAGUGACGGGCGAGGGCGUGCAGAUCGCGGGCCACCUGUUUGCGCUGACGGCCAGCUGGGCGCGCCUGCUGGGCCGCGCCUUCAUCAGCCGCCCCACGCAGCGGCGGGCGCGCGAGCUGCUGCUGCGGGAGGUUCCCGGGGUUCAGAUCGAGCCGGAUCACGACGAAGAGUGA
Molecule: messenger RNA, 687 nt
Organism: Monoraphidium neglectum
Lineage: Eukaryota; Viridiplantae; Chlorophyta; Chlorophyceae; Sphaeropleales; Selenastraceae
Exons: 7
Coding region: 1-687 (228 amino acids)
Source: RefSeq, a predicted model, not a curated record